Messenger RNA from Ipomoea nil (Japanese morning glory), 652 nucleotides. RefSeq names its product mannose/glucose-specific lectin-like. The record is from RefSeq and is a predicted model, not a curated record. Lineage: Eukaryota; Viridiplantae; Streptophyta; Magnoliopsida; Solanales; Convolvulaceae. The coding region runs from base 115 to 597 and encodes 160 amino acids. The transcript has 2 exons. Gene Ontology annotation, molecular function: carbohydrate binding.
UAGUAUUUCACCCUACCACUUACUUAACUACUUAACUCUUCCUUCUCUCCACACCAAUCUUUCUCAUUUUCAUUCUCCCUUUGAAUUUGUUUUUCAAUUUUCAUUCAAGAAACAAUGGCAGUUUCUACCGAUGUCGCAUAUGGUCCAUUGGGACACAACGGUGGUGACUUUUGGAGUUUCCGACCUAGGAACAAGAUCAGUCAAAUUGUUAUUUCAAUUGGUGGGCCCGGAAAUAACAAGAACAAUCCCAUUGGUUUAACUUUUUCUACCACCAAUAACGAUGGUUCAAAGGAUACCCUCUCAAUUGGUGGAGGUGGCUCAGAUACCGCCGUCGUCCGUAAAGAAACAAUUGAUAUUGAUGGCACGGAUGAAUACCUGACUGAGAUAAGUGGAACGUUUGGACCUUUAGAUAGGUCGUACAAUGUGCUACGAUCUAUAAAAUUUACUACCAACGCAAGAGAGUUCGGUACGUACGGCCCCAAUGUUGGAACGCCAUUCAACUUCCAGGCUCAGAAUGACAACAAGAUUGUUGGGUUCUUUGGGCGAGCUGGAUUCUAUAUUGAUGCUAUUGGUACUUAUAAUGCACCGGAUUAUUAAGUGAUUGUAUCGUUACUCUGAAGCUUAAUGCUCCAUUGGAACACCUUUUAUGUUU